Populus trichocarpa (black cottonwood) is the source of this 1392-nucleotide messenger RNA. RefSeq names its product mitochondrial phosphate carrier protein 1, mitochondrial. The coding region runs from base 235 to 1191 and encodes 318 amino acids. The record is from RefSeq and is a predicted model, not a curated record. Lineage: Eukaryota; Viridiplantae; Streptophyta; Magnoliopsida; Malpighiales; Salicaceae. Gene Ontology annotation, biological process: mitochondrial phosphate ion transmembrane transport. The transcript has 6 exons. Gene Ontology annotation, molecular function: phosphate transmembrane transporter activity. Gene Ontology annotation, cellular component: mitochondrial inner membrane.
AAAAAGAAAAAAAAGAAGCAACUAACACAGCAUAAAUUAGGCAAGACAUAAACCCUUGUAAAUUCUUGCAGAGUUGCUGUCAGAUUCUCCAUGAAAUUAACAACAUCUGUCCUGUAAAAUCCGAUACAACUUUCAGACAGCAAUUUUGAUUCUGUGAAAGAGAAAUUAUAAUAGGUUUUUGUUUUUGAAUGUCUUAACAAUUGAAGACAAGUAAAGAACAAGAGAGCUGCUGACAUGGUUAUGGAGAAAGAUCAAAGGAGACUGAAAGCACAAGACUGCAGAGCAGCAACAGGAUACUAUGCUCUUUGUGCUGUUAGUGGAAUGUUAAGUGCUGGAACCACCCAUCUUGCAAUUACGCCUCUUGAUGUCUUAAAAGUAAACAUGCAGGUGAACCCCGUCAAGUAUUAUAGCAUAUACUCAUGUUUUACUACUUUAUUGAGAGAGCAAGGGCCUUCUGCUUUUUGGAGAGGGUGGGCAGGGAAGUUCUUUGGUUAUGGUGCUCAAGGUGGUUGUCGAUUUGGUUUAUAUGAAUAUUUCAAGACCCUUUACUCCAACGUGUUGGUUGAUUGCAACAGGAGUUUUAUUUUCUUUAUGAGCAGUGCCUCUGCUGAAGUUUUUGCCAAUUUGGCUCUCUGCCCUUUCGAAGCUGUUAAAGUUAGAGUUCAAGCACAGCCCCAUUUUGCUAAAGGAUUGGCUGAUGGGUUUCCAAAGGUUUAUAGAACAGAAGGGUUUCUUGGUUUUUACAGAGGGCUUGUUCCGCUAUGGGGUCGAAACCUUCCAUUCUCUAUGGUUAUGUUCUCAACAUUUGAGCAUUCCGUAGACUUUCUUUACUGUAAUGUUAUUAAAAGAAGGAAAGAGGAUUGCUCGAAAGCUCAACAGCUUGGGGUGACAUGUUUAGCUGGAUACACUGCUGGCUCUGUUGGUAGCUUUAUUUCUAAUCCAGCUGAUAACAUUGUUGCUUCUCUUUAUAGCAAAAAGGCUGAUAGCCUCAUUCUGGCUGUGAGGAAAAUUGGGUUUUCCAACUUAUUUACAAGAAGCCUUCCUAUAAGGAUAAUGCUUGUUGGACCUGUUGUGACUCUGCAAUGGCUAUUCUAUGACACCAUCAAAGUUUUAAGUGGACUGCCUACCAGCGGAGAAGUUAGGACUGACGUAAAAGUAGAUGGAGCAGACAAGGCUAAUGAAGUGAGAUGAUGCAACUACCAUAUGUCUAUUUAACUACAGUCUAUAGAUAGUUUCCCCAUUCAAACAAACAGAGAAGCACCGAAUCUGUUUCACCUUUGUUGUUGAACUCAAAACUUUUGGAUGGCAGCAUUUUGAAGCCCUGCCAUCGAAUUUUUGGCUGCAGAAAAUUAUUUAGUAAUAUAGCUUGAGCAACUGCAUUUUUUGUUCUAA